UUCCCCGCCCCGAAUUCCUGCUCGCCUGAGAACGAAGGGGCGACAUUUCUCAAGGAAGCUGAGGGGAAAGUUUCGAUAACACUGGCGACGGACGAGCAACUUAGACCCAACUUUGCGCUGACAGCACCAAAUUCAGUCCAAAUCGCGACCUGACGAGUGUUUUUUUACGGAUACGCUGAUAAAUAGUCGUUUGUGGAGUUGAUAAAGCGACGCUGCGCGUGGCCAUUUACUACAGAUCGAGGCAUGGAAAUAAUGGAUAGCGGGGAACCGUUUUUACAAUGGGACAAAAAUCUCAGCGAAUUGUCCGAGCCCGGGGAAAACGACAUUUUAUACAGCACUCACUUCACCGAGCUGCUGGAUGAUCUGUCCCAAGAGGCUUUGCUGGGUCAGUUGUUAAGUGACCCGUUCCUGUCCGGCCGUGGAGAUGCUAUGGACACGGAGGAGGAUCUGACCCCUGCGUCUCCAGUGCCGCCACACAUUCAAGCCGAGCACAGUUACUCGCUGUGCGGAGACUCGCGCCCACAGUCGCCCCUGUCCCAUCUGCCCGGGGAGCCCGGCAGCGACGCCGGUGACACAGACAAUGACGAGUGGCCCAUGGAGCAGGAGGAUAAAGGGCUGAAGAUGGAGCCUCUGCUGCUGCCCACCCUGACCCUCACUCUGACCCCCGAGGGUCCCGCCUCUGAGCCUGUGACUGACGCCUUGCUGACCCCUCCGGCCGCUCCGGUGAAGGAGGACCGCGAGAGUCUCAUCCCUCAGAUUAAACUGGAGCCACACGAGGUGGAUCAGUUCUUAAACCUCUCACCCAAAGGCCUGGAGUCUCUGCAGAUGCCUCCCACUCCUCCCAGCUCUCACGGCAGCGACUCGGAGGGCAGUCAGAGUCCCGUUCACCCCUGUGCCCCCGCCAGCCCCACACAGACCCCCGCUGUCCUCAAGGUGGCGCCGAGAGCCCCGUCUUCCCUCUCCAGCUCUCCUCUGCUGACCGCACCUCAUAAACUGCAGGGCUCCGGGCCUCUCCUGCUGACGGAGGAGGAGAAGCGCACGCUCAUCGCUGAGGGAUAUCCCGUGCCCACCAAGCUGCCCCUGUCCAAAGCUGAGGAGAAAGCACUGAAGAAGAUCCGCAGAAAGAUCAAGAACAAGAUUUCAGCACAAGAGAGCCGCAGGAAAAAGAAAGAGUACAUGGAUGCUUUGGAGAAGAAGGUGGAGACCUGCUCCAGCGAGAACAGUGAGUUACGCAGGAAAGUCGAAACACUGGAGUGCACCAACAAGUCUCUGCUGCAGCAGCUGCACUCGCUGCAGGCGGCGGUGGCAGGAAAGGUCCCGCGGUCCUGCAGGGUGACGGGCACCCAGACCUCCACAUGCCUCAUGGUGGUGGUUCUGUGUUUUUCCGUGUUCUUGGGGAGUUUCUACCAAAGCCUGAGCCCCUGUUCCUCCAUCACCAAAACAGAGCUGAGCAGAGAGAUCUCCAUACAGGACUCAUACACCACUACAGUGAGGUCCCGGAACCUGUUGUCCAUUCCAGAGCACGGGGGUCUGGACGAGCCUUAUCCCGUCGGGCUGGGAGGAGAUUAUCCCGAUUGGGACCGUCAGGCCGAUGUAAUGGCAGCUUGGCGUUUAGAACAGCAGCACAAACAGGAGCAGGCGGAGCUUCGUGAAGCAGAGCCCCGCCCACUUAUUAAAAACACCAAUGAAACACAAGGACAGAAGGCCAUUUUAAUAGACCUGCACACACACAGGUCAGAUCAGUGGUCAAACGAGACGGCUAAAGUCUUACAGCUGGAGAGGACCUGAGAUCCCUGCAGCGGCGGGCCAUAGGCCUCAUAUUUAUAGUACUGAUUUACUUAGAUAUCCUUUUUUUUUUUUUUAUAAACACAAAAACUCAAAAAUGUAUUUUUAUUCCAUUCCAGCAGUAUAUCAAAUUUUGCUACUCAUGUACACUGUUAUCUUUUUUUAUGUUUUGAAUUUGUGUUUUAAUAUUCUUUCUUUUCCCUUUUUCGCCUAUUUGCCCCAUGCUACUGAGAUUUUGUAGUAAUAUAUUGCAUUUGCAUCUGUUUCCAUUUUCACAUGACAACGAUGUAGCAUGUCAAUCAAAAUACAGUUCCAAAGAUUAAAAAAAAAAUAGUGCAAAGAUUAAAACUGUAUUACGAUUAUAGACUAAAAGCUCUGUUUGCAGUUUGAAGAUGGCGAAUUUCCAAAGCAUUUGUCUGAAUAUGUAAAUAUUUGCAGUAUCCUGUAUUGUAAGUGAGAUGGGAGAGAUAUGAAUUGAUGUGAUUGAUAUCAGUGAAGAUGUGGGACAAUAUGGGCUUGACAUGAAAAGGACGGAUGCUCUCUGUCCCUGAAGUCCCUCGUAUGACGUUGCCCUCUUUAUUAAGGACAGAUGGCCCUUUUUGUCCUCAUCUGGCCACCAUCCAACCCCCGUCUGCACUCUUGAGGGAGUAAAAGACGCUCGGUGACAAGUCUAGCGAUAUGAACAGUUGUGACGACCCGAGUCCCGAGCGAUCUGCGACUCACUUGCACUGCGUCCUUGUAGAAUUGAUCUGUUAUUUAUUAUUUUUUAGCAUGCCUGCCAUCCUUUUAUCCUGGAAGCAAGAGCAUUUUUGAAGGAGAUGGUUUUGUCGUGAUGUGAUGCAUUCAGAUGCAAACAUUUGUCACGCAACAUCCAUGUCGGAAAUGGUGUGCGUUUCUUAUGGAUUUGGCAUAACGUCUUAACUAUAUUACACUUUCAUUGCAUCACAAUGCAAUCUCUGGCUCUUCCUGAAAUCACUGUGCAUUAUGUCCUGUUUUUUCUGUGAGCAAAUAAAUAUUUUCCUUAGUAAAAGCAUUAUAAAUCAGA
Molecule: messenger RNA, 2830 nt
Organism: Carassius auratus (goldfish)
Lineage: Eukaryota; Metazoa; Chordata; Actinopteri; Cypriniformes; Cyprinidae
Product: cyclic AMP-responsive element-binding protein 3-like protein 2
Exons: 12
Coding region: 244-1788 (514 amino acids)
Biological process (GO): regulation of transcription by RNA polymerase II
Molecular function (GO): cAMP response element binding; DNA-binding transcription factor activity, RNA polymerase II-specific
Source: RefSeq, a predicted model, not a curated record